Messenger RNA from Phragmites australis (common reed), 859 nucleotides. RefSeq lists its product as uncharacterized. The coding region runs from base 109 to 630 and encodes 173 amino acids. Lineage: Eukaryota; Viridiplantae; Streptophyta; Magnoliopsida; Poales; Poaceae. Gene Ontology annotation, cellular component: oligosaccharyltransferase complex. The record is from RefSeq and is a predicted model, not a curated record. The transcript has a single exon.
UCCAAUCCAAACAGCCCUCGUAUCGCGCACCAGGGCAAUAGCCGCCGAAAAGACCUGAAACUCCAUACCCCAGCCAGACUCGUCUUUCCUCUCCCCGGCCGACGCACGAUGCCGCCCAGAUCGGACCACGCCGCCGGCGCCGAGGCCGCCGGAUCCGACUUCGAAUCGAUCGACCCCCUCUUCCACGUCCUUCGCGUGCUCCCCUUCUCCUUCCUCCGGCCGCCGCGCACCCGCCUGAGGCUGCCGUCCAAUCUGGCUCUCCCCUCCCAGAUGACCGCCUUCUCCCUCAUCCUCCUCACCUACUUCGCCGUCGUCUCCGGCCUCGUCUACGACGUAAUCGUCGAGCCCCCCGGCAUCGGCAGCACGCAGGACCCCGCCACCGGCGCCGUCCGCCCCGUCGUCUUCCUCCCGGGGCGCGUCAACGGCCAGUACAUCAUCGAGGGCCUCUCUUCCGGAUUCAUGUUCCUCCUUGGCGGCAUCGGCAUCAUCCUCCUCGACCUCGCCGUCGACCGUACCAGGCCCCGGAGCCUCCGCGUCUCCUUUGGCGGCGCGGGCGCCGCCGCGGUCGUCGUCGCCUACGCCAUGGCCAUGCUCUUUCUCCGCAUCAAGAUCCCCAGCUACCUAUGGUGAUUGGUGAGGCUGAGAAAUCCUACCGAUUAAUUUGACCAGAUCCGUUGCUAGAUCUCUCUACAUCCAGAUAGAUCUGCUUACUGUGGUUGUGGUUGAUGGAACUAGCGUACUACUCUUUUAAUUCUGUUCAUGAUACCAUAGGAUGUUGUAUGAUGAGGACUCUGAUUGUUGGCUUAGAAUUAUCAUUUUGAAAUGGUUAUAAACAGGGCUUUUCUCGGUAUUUGAUUCA